This is a messenger RNA of Patella vulgata (common limpet), 537 nucleotides long. Its product is annotated as UDP-glucuronosyltransferase 2B33-like. The coding region runs from base 1 to 537 and encodes 178 amino acids. The record is from RefSeq and is a predicted model, not a curated record. Lineage: Eukaryota; Metazoa; Mollusca; Gastropoda; Patellidae. The transcript has a single exon. Gene Ontology annotation, molecular function: UDP-glycosyltransferase activity.
AUGCUGGUGUCAAAAUGGAUACCUCAAAGAUCUAUUUUGUCGCAUAAAAACGUCAAAUUAUUCAUAACACAUUGUGGAGCAAACGGUAUUGGUGAGGCUAUCAAUAACGGAGUACCUAUGCUAGGAUUCCCAAUAUUUGGAGACCAACCCGCGAAUGCCCAUAAUAUGGUGGAGAGAAGAUAUGGUCUUUACAUGGAAUUAUUUACAGCCCAAAGUGACGAAAUCACAGCUAAAAUUAAUGAAGUUAUUGACAACCCCUCUUAUAAAUCGAAUGUUUACAACGCUUCGCAGAUUCUAAAGGAAUUAAAUGAACGAAAUAGCCCGACCGAAGAAGCUACGUUUUGGAUUGAGCAUGUGUUGAAAUUCGGUGGAGAUUAUAUGCGAUCAUCCAGUGUCGAUAUGCCGUUAUAUCAGUAUUUGAUACUAGAUGUUCUAGUGUUUAUUUUACCCGCUGUUUCCAUAGUUUUAGCUAUUUUGUUUUACUGUUUUAAAAUAUGUUACAAUAGGGUGUGUGGACGAAAGAUGAAAUCAGAAUGA